AUGUCCUGCAGUGACUUGGACUACAUGGCACGUCACCGCGUGGUGUACGAAGAGCCCUUUUAUGACCGGCAUCUUCAGUCGCGCAAGAUGGAGAAGCUCUCCUUGACCAUCCUCGAGCUGGCUUUGCACAUGACGCGACAUGCCAACGAGCGGAUCCUCAUGAACUUUCUGGAGUGGAAUGCCGAGCAUGCGCAGCAACACGGGGGAGACCUGGAAGAUCGCAUCCAAAUCAUUCGGCUUCUGCUUGAGAGUGGCUUCCUCUGGGGCAGCAGUGACCUGGUCUGUCAUGUGGUCCCCCCAGACAAUGGCUACAGAAGCAUGGUUCGAGAUGCCUUCGCAAGGACGGUUUUGCACGAUUUGGUGCGGGAUGCGGUCCACCUCAGCUGGCAUCGAAUUGUCGAGUUGCGCCAAAGUCCUGCCUGUGGGGGCAAUAACAUGGAUGGAGUUGUGUGGAUUGGGGCACAGGCCCCCGACUCAUUCACACUUACUGGCCUCUUCAAUCAGAAAACCGUGCUCAUGCUCGCCGCAGAGGAUGGCAGUGACCACGAUGCAGCCGUGAUCAAUUUCCCGGAGCUGGUUCGGCUCUACACAAUGAUGGGGGCGCCGCUUACGACCGUGAACGAAUACGGCUGGAAUGCCGAGAUGCUUGCGGCGGCGAAGCUCAACUAUGAGCAUGCUGGCUGCCUGAGGCGUACAGUGGAGCAUCAGUGGUACCAGGAGUGCGAGCAUCAGUUCGCCUAUUUGAGUUCAGCCUUCUUGCCGCACCCAUGGUCUCUUCCAGCCUGGCUCGCGGACAUAGCUGUCACAGCCUCUUUGCAUAUACAUUGGCUUGCCUGGCUUGCUCUUGCCUGCAUGCUCAUCACCGUGGUGUUCUGUUUCAUGCUGUCCAGCUGCUGUAACGCCUCCGGUCAAGGAUGCUUCACACUUCAGACCAUUGACAUCUUUUUCAGGGUGCUUUGGCUACUGAUCCUCAACACAGCAGUUGUUGCGCUGCCUCCCAUCGUUGCCAUCGCUGUGCAGCAACAAGUUGGCCUGUUCUCGGUUCCCCCAGUCAGCAAAUGGAAUCCCCUCCCUUUAGCAACGAAGUUCAUUGUUAGAAUCACGCUCGACGACCGCACAGUGCAAGAAGAGAUCAAGCAAGACAGGAAAGCCGUUCGCAAGGCAUUCGACGCUGCCCGCAAGGCCAUGUGGGACGCGAGCAGGUCCGUGUGUAGCCAGAUGGGAUGUGGAAUUGUGACCAAGGCCCAGGUUGCACAAGCCGAUCGUUCGCUGGAUGCGCUGGGCCUGUUGCAUGGCAACGCCGAGCUGAGCAACUCGAAGAUGUGGAGCCUGCACAUCUUGGCGUCUGCAUGCGAUGGCCAAGUGACCAGGAUGAAACUUGGACAAGAUGACGGUCACCGUGCGCGUGCGCGUGAUCCGUGGGGCAUGCGGGAGAUCCAAUUUCGGUUCGUCAUGUCUUACAUCUCCAAUGGUCUCUAUAGAGCCAUUCUUGUCUAUACGCUGCCCCUGUGGCUUUGCCGUGGCAGUCUUGUGGACUUUGUUUUGAAUGCCUUCGCCCUUGUCUACAUCGUCGAGCUGGACAUGAAUCUUUGCUUCUUAGAAUCAGGGCUACCUGCUUCGAGGCUUCUUUUGUUGAGGAUCAUGCGCUAUUUAGCGUUUAUACCAAACAAGGUUCAAGUCGGGGGGUUAUAG
Messenger RNA from Symbiodinium sp. CCMP2456, 1692 nucleotides. The record is from the annotation of a GenBank genome assembly. Lineage: Eukaryota; Dinophyceae; Suessiales; Symbiodiniaceae.